Messenger RNA from Saccoglossus kowalevskii, 3030 nucleotides. It is a transcript of the gene Arl6, whose product is annotated as ADP-ribosylation factor-like protein 6. The record is from RefSeq and is marked validated. Gene Ontology annotation, molecular function: GTPase activity; GTP binding. NCBI's taxonomy places the organism in Eukaryota, Metazoa, Hemichordata, Enteropneusta, Harrimaniidae.
CGAAGGUGGUGAAACACGAGUUUUAUACAAAGCAUCGAAAUUUAUCGAUUCGGCUGGCCACCUCUUGUGUUUAAAUAUCUGAGUAGACCAUCGUUGAUUCACUCGUUGACCACACUGGAUAGUUCACACAACAAAUGCCAAAGAAAGACUGGAUUCAUGAAAAAUUGACACAGUCUCCUUACCAAUCAGCGGUGUCAACAAUAGUCAGCUGAGAGUCGUCUUGAUUCGGACCUUUCUGUCGACGUAAGACUGGAAAUACAUAUUGGAUAUUGAACACUAUUGGACCCCUUUAUUCUGUUUCUGGCUAUUGUGUCCAUCCAAAUUCAUUGUUUUUACUUCUUUCGGUGUUAAAAUGGGGUUAUUGGAUAAACUGGCUGCCUGGUUGGGGUUCAAAAAGAAAGAAGUACAUGUACUAUGUGGUUUAGAUAACAGCGGUAAAACUACGAUAAUAAACCAGUUAAAACCAAAAGACUCACAAUAUGAAGAUAUAGUCCCCACCAUUGGUUUUUCUGUAGAAAAAUUUGCCUCUUCAGCGCUUUCUUUCACAGUGUUUGAUAUGUCUGGACAAGGAAGAUAUAGAAAUCUAUGGGAGCAUUACUAUAAAGAUGCACAAGCUGUAAUUUUUGUAGUUGAUAGUAGUGAUAAACUUCGAAUGGUAGUAGCAAAAGAUGAGAUGGACCAGUUACUUUCACAUUCAGAUAUUAAAAAUCGGCGGUUGCCUUUCCUAUUCUUUGCAAACAAAAUGGAUCUUCGUGAGGCAUUGUCAUCUGUGAAAGUGUCCAGUAUGAUGGGUCUAGAAAACUUACAGAAUAAACCAUGGCAUAUAUGUGCUAGUAAUGCCUUGACUGGUGAAGGUCUACAUGAAGGAGUAGAGUGGCUUACAGAUCAAAUUCGUUCUAAUCAGAAGCGAUAAACACAAGUCAUCAUCUUAAAGUUUUACCAUCCAACAAAACAAAGCCUGUGAACUGGACAUACUCAUCAGCAGCAACCUCCAAGCCCACCUCAAGUUCUGUAACUACUUAGCUGUCUUCUGAAUUGCUGCACAAGAAAAGACAAACAUGUGAUGUUUUCUAUAUUCAGAAUAUGUUCUUAUCACUUAAAAGGACUUGUGGUUUCCCCAUAGCCGUCCAUCAUGUUUUCUCACCCGUAAAUGUUUCAUAUUCUGAGUUUCUGAGAUUUGAUUGAUUGGCAAUGCAUUCUAAAUACUGUAAAUUGUUUUUUAUUUCUCUUAUUUACAAAUAACACAAGUCAGGAAAAAUUCAAAAAUUCUGUAAAUGAGAAGAUUUCACUGGGGUUUCUUAAACAGUGAAGUCAUGGCUGCUGUCGUGUAGUUGUGUCUUUUGAAAGCGUGAUAAUGGUCAAUGAACAAAAGUGUCUAGAUUUAAAAAUGUAACAGUGUGCACUGCAACACAUGUCUGUAAUCCACUGUAAUUUUCAGUCAUUGCAUAUGCUACAUUUUAUUAGCAGGCAGAACUAAUGAUUUUACUGUUUCGUUGGUGGGUGUGAGAAGAAUGAUGUUCAUCCACUAGUGUUUGUUUACUUGUUGAUAUUGAUAAUAAUUUCAUGCUUUGGUGAACUCAAAUUUGACAUUAAAUGUGCAUCACUGAGAUAAACUGAGAACACAGGAUCAAUAUCAUAAGUAAAAUAUUUCCAAUUAACACUUACAAUGGGCAUUUUUUCUAAUAUUCUGUUUUGGAAAUUUUGUGUGUAAAUUAUCUAUAUAUACGUAUUUUUGUCUGAAAAUUCUAUUUUUGCCUGUUUUUAUAGCUAAUUUGGAUGGCUAAUUUAGUAAUGAAUCAGUUUGGCACUGCAAUAGAUGUGAAUACUGUGCCAUUCAUAGUAAUAGAAUAAUAUUCUUAUCUCAGUUGUGAAUCAUAUCUUAAUAAUCUAGUGUAUAAACAUUUUGAAAGAUAUUUCUUGUUUAUGUUGUUCAUUCUAUUCAAGCAUCACGGGUCCAUAACUAUUAUGAUUGACUGUACAUGUAUAAAAUGGAAAAUGACUUACAAAUUACAAGGAUAGGUGUCAGAGAUGAUGUCAUAAUAAUUAUGUACUUUCUAUUUAUGUUUUAUGUUUUUAUUAUCUCAAUACUGUUGAAACAAGAGAGAGAGAGCGAUUGAGAGAAACCAAACAUUACUAUUGCUUCUAAGUGCAAAAUAGUGUUACUGUUUCUUGUUUAGGGUUGCUUGUUGGCAUCCGUGCCAAAGGGUACUGCAUUGUUUUUAUGUGUGUCGACUCCAGCUGACACUUUGCACAGUAAUUCAUAUGAAGGCAUACAAUUAGACUAAGAUGAGAUAAAACACAGUGGUUAAUAACUAAACACAACACAAAACAAAAAAAAGUAUUGAUAACUUGCAUAUUUCAAAGACAUGAAAUGUACACUGUAUUAUAUCCUUGGUUGUAAAAGACAACUGUUGUGCACAUAUCCAACUUGACUACUGUAACCUCACCAACUUCCACAAAUAAUCAUUAAUACAGUGAAUUUCAUAAAGACAUGAAUGUUUUUAUGAAAUAUUGAAAAAAAACAUGAAAGACAAUAGAAGCCGUUUGGUAAUUACCCAUGAGUCUUUGCAUGUUUCGUUCAAUUAUUGGUUGAUUUACUGCCAUGCAUUCAAAGUUGUUUUCAACAUUAGAAAAUCCCAUUGAUUAUUUUUUUUUAAAAACAUACAUGUCAUCAUGAAAAGUCACUGUAUAAGUAUUGUUAUAAUUUAUUCAAAUGGUAUCCAUUGUUUGUCUAACAUUUCCUGAACUCAAUUCAAGUUAGCUUCACAUUCACAACUUUCUGAAUGCAUUGAAUUGCAAUACCAAUAGUAUUGGCAAUAUGAAUCAAUGAUUUGUUAUUUUCAAUUGACUGUAUCUAUAUGUAUGACUGAUGUUGAAUCUCUUCAGUUGCCAGUUAAUGUACUUUCCCUUGCUUUGACCUCAGACUACUAUGAUGUCUGUCAUUGUGCAUAUCAUUUCACUUCACAUAUUUUGGACAGCUCUGAUAAUGUAAAGCUGUGUAUGAAAAAUAAAAUAUAAUAAUAUAAACCU